AUGCAUCGUUUUUCAACUGCCAAAGAGGCUGAGUCCCGUCUCCUUGAUCCCUCAUAUUUUUCCACCGCCUGUAGACAUCAGCCUCACAUCUACAUUGACGACCAAGGUAAUAUGCAUGACCCAGACUACCGACCUUUCCCUGUCAUCCCAUCUGCCCACAUAUUAAGCUCCUCAUUGAAUUCAUCCCUCCUCAGCCGCGAUGAACAACCGGGAUGGGUAUCCAGCCACUCAGCCGUUCGCGACAGCGAAGAAGACGAUCAAAGGGACUACUUUAACCCAUUUGUCGUUCAUGCUCGGAGAUGCUCAUCGCUCACACGAAAUAGUAUCCCUUACUACCCUUCGUCUGUACUGGACUUGCCCGUCAAUGACAUCGAGGAAGAGAGGGAAUGUGACAACUUGAAGGACGUAGUUGAUUCGUGCAAAUGGCUUCACACGUCCCUAGACUCCAAGGUAGAAGAUUAUCUAGAGACGCCUCAAGUUGAUCAGUCAGAGCCGAAAGAAGAUACGGUAGAGGAACAACCUGGGAUAAAGCGACCCACUUUGACAUGCUCAGAGGGAAUGAAAAAUAAGUGGUACGCAAUAUCGCUCAGCAUUAGCUUUAGAGCUUUUAGAGCGAGACGGGGGCUAAAAAGUGUCUUCAGUGUCUAA
Desarmillaria tabescens is the source of this 648-nucleotide messenger RNA. RefSeq lists its product as uncharacterized. NCBI's taxonomy places the organism in Eukaryota, Fungi, Basidiomycota, Agaricomycetes, Agaricales, Physalacriaceae. The record is from RefSeq and is a predicted model, not a curated record. The transcript has a single exon. The coding region runs from base 1 to 648 and encodes 215 amino acids.